Dermacentor silvarum is the source of this 575-nucleotide messenger RNA. Its product is annotated as small integral membrane protein 12-like. The record is from RefSeq and is a predicted model, not a curated record. Lineage: Eukaryota; Metazoa; Arthropoda; Arachnida; Ixodida; Ixodidae.
CCGGGCGGACUUGGAGGUCGGUCUGCUUUCAUUGCGCGGCAUAACUUGUUUUUGUGUAAAAGUUACGAGUACGCAGAAAGCCACGUUGCUUUUUUACAACGCAUAUUGGACGGUGGACGAGUCACGCUGGUACCUUCUGUAGCUGACGUGCGAUCAUGGUCCUACCGGCCCUGUACGCCGCACUCCGCGUUUAUGCGCCGUACAUCACCUUCCCGGUGGCUGUCAUCGUCGGCGUCAUCGGCUACAACAUCGAGGGCCUCGUCUCUGACCGACGCACGCCCAACAAGAAGACGAGCGUCGAUGAAGAGCGCAAGGAGCGACUGCUGCACGAGUUGGACUCGCAGCGGGAUGUGACGCAAGUUGACAGGCUCAAAGACAAAAGCUUUGUGCCUAACACGGUGCUAGAAAAAGUAUCACCGUCGCUUAAGACACUGGACACGUGAUUACUGAUACUCGUGGCCAAUGUAGGACGCACAGAGACUUGGUUUUCGUCGUUUUAGUCAACGGUUGGACGGAAGUUUGUUUGGUCAGAAAGAAUCUUAAUAAUGUGAAUGUGUUGUCGCCAAGUCUAGGGA